GCUUCUUACUACAAUCCAGCAGCCUCAGAUGCAAGUGCGUACAUGCGAACGCAACUGAUUCUAGCAAACGUCAUAAUUCAUGAAUUGACUCAUGCUUGGUUCAAUAACGUAACAACAGAGACAUAUGGUAUAAGUACUUUCCGCAACGACGACAGAGCCGGCGAAGAAGGUUUCGCCCUAGAAACAGUGAUAAACAAAAACAGUAUCCUUAUCGAGAUUCACACAAACAUCAGUAUCGACACAACACCCUUUGGCAUUGCUGCACAAAGGUGGCCAGGUCUAGAGAGCCGAGAAGAUAUUGCCAUCAAAGCUAGUGCGGCAAAACAUGGUUUCAGAUACGAUACUUUGUAUGCCGUGCCUAUGAGCUACGUCCAUCAAUUCUUCCUCGAUGACUUCUGGGACAACCGUAUCCUCCGAUUCGGCGACGGGGCCGUAAACAACUACAAAGCCGUCGGCGUGCGGGUCUCACUAAUCGACCAACUCAAGUAUGACGAUCUGGAAAGUCCCACAGUCAAACAAAAGCAAGAUCCCCUGUCAGGCGCAUGGGAAGAUGACCCCGAGAUUGACUCCGAUGCCGAGUAUCCGAAUGUGGACGAGGGAAUCAUUUACCCGAAUAGGAUUUUGACUCUUUUGGGUCAAGAGAUGAGUGAUUCUGAUAUUGAGAUGGGGGAUGCAAGUGAUGCAGAUCAGAACGAUGACGACGUCCCUGACGAUGAGGAUGAUGAAGUAGUAUGA
Messenger RNA from Aureobasidium melanogenum CBS 110374, 735 nucleotides. RefSeq lists its product as uncharacterized. NCBI's taxonomy places the organism in Eukaryota, Fungi, Ascomycota, Dothideomycetes, Dothideales, Saccotheciaceae. The transcript has 3 exons. The record is from RefSeq and is a predicted model, not a curated record. The annotation marks the transcript as partial.